AUGGCAACAUCAUUUCCAAGGCGAACGCGAAACCAGUCGAAUAAAGUGGUGCCACCAUUUGUGGUGGGGCGCGCACCAUGGUGGCAGCCGGUGGAAGCGGCUGCACGGUUCCGUGAGGGUAAGCGGAAAAUCUCAUUCGCCAAUGCGCUGAAGGAUUUUCUGCAGAAUGUGUCAUUUCAUUGUUAUGGUAAAUUAGUUGAGCCUCACAGACGUUUCCACGAGCGUUUCUUCUGGAUUAUUUUCCAUUUAACAAUGUUGAGCAUAAUGAUUGUAUUUCUAUGGAAAACACAAGUCUUCGGCGGGCAAUUUUUAAGCACGACCUUGUUUGAUCCAAUGUAUCCCAUACAAAACGUGCCGUUCCCCACCUUUUCGAUUUGUUCGCUAAAUCGCAUGUCGAAUUCCUCUGUUACGGCAUAUGCAGAAAGAUUAAAUAUGAAAGAUCCUGCCAAACGUGGUGUAAAUUAUUUUUACGCGCACAUAAAAAAGCUGAGCUAUCCAUAUUCGAAAAGAAUUGAAAAUGAUGAUAAUUUUGAGGAUUUCUUGGAGUUCCAAAACUUUUUGGACGUUUACGAUACUAAGGACACCGAGGUCUUUUACAAUACCAGAAGUCGUAUGAUCGAGUUAACCCCCAAUUGCACGGAUAUAUUGGUACAUUGUCGUUUAGCUGGCGAGGAUUUUGAUUGCAUGACAAAAUUUACAGAAACUCUUACGGCGAAUGGUCUUUGUUGUACUUUCAAUGAAGAUGGCUUAUAUUCGAAACCACGCCCUCCUAGCCUUAGUUUUUUCAAAGAGCAAAAAGGCUUGACACUCCUGUUAAACUCUGCAAAUAAGGAUGAAUUCUUCAAACAAUCAUAUUCAGCUGGAUUUGUAUUCUACAUACAUUCGCAUGGUUAUUACCCGGAGGUUUCAAGUGGUUCGGUAAAAGAGCGCUUCGUCCAAACCGCUAUGCAUACAUACCUUUCAAUUGUGCCGAGCAUUAUGGAAACCGUCAGUGAAGCACGAAUAUUGUCACCAUCAGUGCGUAAAUGCUACUUCGACGAUGAGCAGCCACGAUAUUUCGGCAAGCAAUAUAGCGCUAAUAACUGUAUUACACGCUGUCGCAUGCAUAGCAUGUUGGUCUUAUGUAAUUGCUUGCUCUUCAUGUAUCCCGAAGAAUUGUUGACUGUGGGCACAGACUAUGUGUACUGUACGCUGCGGCACAAAGCUUGCUUGGAACGCUAUUAUUUUAAAUGGUCGAACGUGAUAACUGUACGCGCUAACAUUCCGGGGCUGGAACGGGAAAUGGAGGAUUCUUUGUACUGCCCGGAAUGUUUGCCAGUUUGUACUUCGGUGCGUUACGAUGUUAGAUCCAAUGCGCUGCCCCUGACAUUGUAUAAUAAGCACACUUUUCCGGAAAUAGCAGCGUUAAAUAUGACGAGCCUUGCGUUGACAAAAGUUUAUUUCAGUGUUUCUCAUGUUCAAAUCUUUAGACGUAUUCUUAAGGAUACUUGGUUUGAAGUGCUCAGUUUCAUUGGCAACAUAGUGGGCAUUAUUAGCGGAUUUUCAUUGGUUGGCAUUUGUGAAGUUCUGUACUUUAUCGGUGGCCAGAUGUUUUUGGCUUUUAAGAAUGAAGUUGCAUCCGACCGCAAAAGCAAAAAUAAGAAGACACCAAAAACUCCAUUGUUAAUUUUUCCAUAA
Messenger RNA from Ceratitis capitata (Mediterranean fruit fly), 1677 nucleotides. It is a transcript of the gene ppk24, whose product is annotated as sodium channel protein Nach. The record is from RefSeq and is a predicted model, not a curated record. Bases 1 to 1677 code for a protein of 558 amino acids. The transcript has 10 exons. Gene Ontology annotation, biological process: sodium ion transmembrane transport. NCBI's taxonomy places the organism in Eukaryota, Metazoa, Arthropoda, Insecta, Diptera, Tephritidae. Gene Ontology annotation, cellular component: membrane. Gene Ontology annotation, molecular function: ligand-gated sodium channel activity.